UUUGCAUGUUGAUAAUUUCGUUGUGAGGUUUCGAGACGUGAAGCAAAUCUUGGCUUAUUUGAGCCCGUUUUCUCCUUCAUCUUGCCAUAGAUUAGUAGAAGGCUAAAUUCUUAAUUUAUUUCGAGGCGAAAACAUCUUACCGUCCAUAUGCGACAGCCGGGAAUGAGUAUUUCUACGGCCGAUAAGGAAUUGGAAUUCGCCGAUCCGAAGGAAGAGGCGACUUACUGGAAACAAGUGGCAGAGGAUUUGGAGCGAAAGUUGCAAGAAGCAAGGGAUGAACUCGACGAGUUUCAAGAAGGUAGUCGUGAAUUAGAAGCAGAAUUGGAAACGCAGUUAGAGCAAGCAGAAGCUAGACAGCGGGAACUUCUGUCAGCUAAGACACGACUAGAAACGGAGAAUGAAAGCUUAAAGGCGAGACUAGAUGCAAGCCAGAAUGAAUCCUACCUCACGAUAUCAGCGCUUCAAGAUGAAGUAGCGCAGCUGAAAGCUGUUCGAGAAGAAGUUCAAAAAUACGUUCGGGAACUCGAGCAGGCGAAUGACGAUCUGGAAAGAGCGAAAAGGGCGACAGUGUGCUCACUGGAAGACUUUGAACAGAAGCUAAACCAGGCCAUAGAAAGAAAUGCUAUUCUUGAAAAUGAGUUAGAUGAAAAAGAGACACUCCAAGAAUCAGUACAAAGACUGAAAGAUGAAGCAAGAGAUCUUCGACAAGAACUUGCAGUGAAAGAAAAAGAGAGAAAAAAACCUGGAGAAGGAUUAGAAUUUAGCAAAGACAAAGAUAGCAACAAAGAAAAUAAAGAGCCAUUUAAAAUAGAGGGAUCUCCACUGAAAGCAGAAACUACAAGCCAGACAGCAGAUUUCCCUGCUACAACUGCUUCAAUAGGAACAUCACCACUUCAUACAGGGUAUGGCACUUCACCGCUGACUCCAUCUGCACGAAUAUCUGCACUGAACAUUGUGGGUGAUCUGUUGAGAAAAGUUGGGGCCCUUGAAUCUAAACUGGCCUCAUGUCGAAACUUUGUGAAAGAUCAACCUCGAAAUCCAAGAGGAUCAACUGGGUCUAACAGCCCCUCAGAGUCACCAAGGCCAAGCAGAAUUCCCAAGAGCAGUUACCAAACACCAGGGAUGCAGGGACUGGUUAAGGUUCAGGUGUAAUAGAAGAAAUAUGUGAGAGAGUACUAAAUCUGACUGUGCUGUGAAGAAGAGCUGCUUUUCACAACAUUCUGAGCAAUUCUGGUCAGUGUUGAUGCAAGUGUUGCCAAAAAAAAACAAUGAAAUCAAAGCAAGAAGUUUUGAAAAACAGCUCAAUUAACCAGACGGAGUUUGGUUUUUUGUACUCCCUUUGAAUUCCAAUUCCUGAGGUGAAUUUCAAGGUGGAGGUCAAAAAUCAAUUUUAAUAUUAAGUUGCAUGAAAAUUCAAUCCAGUUUUAAAUUCAGAGUAGAAUUUGUGUGUUCAAUUUGUACAGAUAUUUUGUAUUGCUGUCAAAGCAUUUUAUUGUAACAUAGAUUAAGAUUGCAUUAGCACAAAAAAGAUUCCAUAUCUAAAAUGGUGAGACAUUUAAGAAUAUUUAAUUACAGUGAUACUGUAUGAAAGCAAGUUGCUAAUUACAGUCAUUAAAGAUUCCCAAUACCUUGGAGUAUUUAUUUUUAAAGACUUAAUCCUGCCAAAUAAAUCUGGAGAGGUGUUGCCAAUA
Messenger RNA from Stylophora pistillata, 1691 nucleotides. Its product is annotated as nuclear distribution protein nudE-like 1-A. The record is from RefSeq and is a predicted model, not a curated record. NCBI's taxonomy places the organism in Eukaryota, Metazoa, Cnidaria, Anthozoa, Scleractinia, Pocilloporidae. Gene Ontology annotation, cellular component: centrosome; kinesin complex; kinetochore. Gene Ontology annotation, biological process: centrosome localization; mitotic centrosome separation; establishment of mitotic spindle orientation. Gene Ontology annotation, molecular function: microtubule binding.